AUGGUUGAAAAAUUUCGCUACGGGAAUUAUCAUAGUUACUAUACAAUUCGUGGUGAUGGAUCCCUCAUGGAUCCGCGAUUACAGCGUCUUCCAAAAAGAAUAUUCGAAGGUGCAACUGUGUUGGAUGUUGGCUGUAACAAUGCGACUGUAACAACACAAGUGGCUGCUUUUUUUGAUGCAAAGAGAGUUGUAGGUGUGGAUAUUGAUCCCGUUCUUAUUCAGAAAGCGCAUAAACAUCUAGAGUUUUAUGCCUCGCGUAUAGGUCCACGAACAGACCAGUGCGAAACAAUGCUUGAACGAGCAAACUUUUAUCCUAUUUCUGCUGUGAAGAAGUUUUCCCGCAGACCACUUGCCUUCAUUGCAGAAAACAAAGACGAGUUUCCCCUGAAUGUAGAGUUCUUCCACGGAAAUAUUCUUCAAUGGACGCCCCCUUCUAGAUGUAGACGAUUUGAUACCAUUCUGGCGUUUUCCGUCGUAAAAUGGAUUCACUUGAAUUUCGGGGACAACGGUCUUCUUGACUUCUUUGAGCAGGUGUCACAACUGUUGCGACCGGAGGGAACAUUUGUAUUAGAGCUUCAGGAAUGGAAAUCUUAUGAAAAAGCUGCCAAAAAGAAUCCGGUAUGA
Molecule: messenger RNA, 624 nt
Organism: Schizosaccharomyces japonicus yFS275
Lineage: Eukaryota; Fungi; Ascomycota; Schizosaccharomycetes; Schizosaccharomycetales; Schizosaccharomycetaceae
Product: Bin3 family protein
Exons: 1
Coding region: 1-624 (207 amino acids)
Biological process (GO): snRNA processing; telomere maintenance
Molecular function (GO): snoRNA binding; methyltransferase activity; RNA methyltransferase activity
Source: RefSeq, a predicted model, not a curated record